Molecule: messenger RNA, 587 nt
Organism: Aspergillus pseudotamarii
Lineage: Eukaryota; Fungi; Ascomycota; Eurotiomycetes; Eurotiales; Aspergillaceae
Exons: 2
Coding region: 124-396 (90 amino acids)
Source: RefSeq, a predicted model, not a curated record
CAUAUGUCUCCCACUGAUGGCUCCCCUAUGUACUUUGUGUCACAUUUUACCAAACCUUACGGUGACCGAGUUACCAAAUAAUAUUUCCAAGUCGCAGAAAAAGUAACAACCCGUUGAGCAAUAAUGGUCCAAGAGAACCACCAGAGCUUAGGAAGCAAUAGUAACCUAUCCAACGAAAUCAAUGCCAACGACAACAAUCAGGCAGACCCAACUGCAGAUCCUCGAAGCCCUGCCGCCACUGCUGAAUAUGCGGAUUAUUACCGUGAAUUUCUUAAUGAACUUGUGGACUCAAUACGAAAUGAAGAUCAAGCAAUGGUAGCUCGCAUUGUUGGUCUUAUACGAUCUGGCGCAUCUCAAGAUGAGGUUCUUGGGGCAAUCCGGAGCGCAAAUAGUUAGUGCGAAAAAGAGGGUAUUCGCCACGGUUCUGCGUAUGGAACUGUCUAGUUACACCUGAUUUAGGCUAUGGAUGGUUCUUUGCGACGAGAAUUUAUCAUUACUAAUAGGUAGAAUUAAUAAUGUUACAAGUUCUAAUGUACUGAACUUUUACGGCCAAUAUCUGCCAGUGGUAUUCCUUUAUAACGACGGUC